Drosophila obscura is the source of this 11614-nucleotide messenger RNA. RefSeq names its product protein dachsous (gene ds). Lineage: Eukaryota; Metazoa; Arthropoda; Insecta; Diptera; Drosophilidae. The record is from RefSeq and is a predicted model, not a curated record. Gene Ontology annotation, cellular component: plasma membrane. Gene Ontology annotation, biological process: homophilic cell-cell adhesion. Gene Ontology annotation, molecular function: calcium ion binding.
AAGUCCAAAAGAGUAAAAGGCGAAUAAAAAAUACAACAACAACAACAAAAAUAAGAAGAAAAAAAGAAAAAGAAAUAUUGUUCAACAAGUCAAACGAGUUCUUUUUGGCUCGCUUUGGCCGUGUGGCACAAACAACAACAACAACGCGACUCCAACAUUGUGUGGUGUGGUGGCAGAGGCAGAGGCAGGCAGGCAGCAGCUCUGCCUGCAAUUGUUGGUGUAUUUGCGCCUUUGGUGAAAAAUAUUGGCAGCAGCAGCAGCAGCAGCCCCUCUUGGGAGGGAAAACACGGAACCAACCGAAACAGAGGCCACCGCAAAAAUCUUUCUCAAUGGAAAUGGUGGAACGAUGCAACCAGAGCCAUGCGGCAACAUUCGAGUAGCGCCAUGAAAGCAGCGUUGGCAUCCACAGCGAUGCAGCAGCAGAGAUCUGCGACCAGAAACCAAACCACAACGACAGAAGCCGCCACAAUGCACAGCCAAACGCGGGGCAGUGCUGCUCCCCCGAAGGACUACACAAUGUUCCAUCGCUGCCGGAGACGCUUCUCCGCGUUACCGCACCUCCAGCUGCUGCUGCUGUUGCUGCUGGCGGGUGCCGCACAGGCGGCAGCCGGCGACAAGGAGCGCGAACGCAAGCUGGAGGUCUUUGAGGGUGUGCCCGUGGACCAUCAGAUCGGCUACAUUGGCGACUUUGAUGGCAUCGACAGUGGGCCGCCGUACAUUAUUGUGGCGGAGGCGGGCGUGGAGACGGACCUGGCCAUAGACCGCAUGACGGGCGAGAUUCGCACGAAGGUGCGGCUGGACAGGGAGACGCGUGCCUCCUACAGCCUGGUGGCCAUUCCGCUGAGCGGACUCAAUGUCCGUGUGGUGGUCACCGUCAAGGACGAGAACGACAAUGCGCCGCAGUUUCCACAGCCCGCCAUGCACAUCGAAUUCCCGGAGAAUACGCCGCGCGAGGUGAAGCGGACACUGCUGCCGGCGCGGGAUCUCGAUCUGGAGCCGUACAACACGCAGCGGUACAACAUUGUGUCCGGCAAUGUGAACGAUGCCUUUCGGCUCUCCUCGCACCGCGAGCGGGACGGCGUGCUCUAUUUGGAUCUGCAGAUCAGCGGAUUUCUCGAUCGCGAGACCACGCCCGGCUACAGUCUGCUGAUCGAGGCGCUGGAUGGCGGUACGCCACCGCUGCGUGGCCUCAUGACCGUGAACAUCACCAUCCAGGACGUGAACGACAAUCAGCCGAUCUUCAAUCAGAGCCGCUACUUUGCCACCGUGCCGGAGAACGCCACGGUGGGCACGAGUGUGCUGCAGGUGUACGCCUCCGAUACGGACGCCGAGGAGAACGGCCUCGUGCAGUACGCCAUCAAUCGGCGGCAGAGCGACAAGGAGCAAAUGUUCCGCAUUGAUGCGCAGACGGGCGCCAUUUACAUCAACAAGGCGCUGGACUUUGAGACCAAGGAGCUGCACGAGCUGGUGGUCGUGGCCAAGGAUCACGGCGAACAGCCGCUGGAGACGACGGCCUUUGUGUCCAUCCGUGUGACGGAUGUGAACGACAAUCAGCCGACGAUCAAUGUGAUAUUCCUCAGCGAUGAUGCCUCGCCCAAGAUCUCGGAGUCGGCACAGCCGGGCGAGUUUGUGGCCCGCAUUUCGGUGCACGAUCCCGACUCCAAGACGGAGUACGCCAAUGUGAAUGUGUCGCUGAAUGGCGGCGAUGGUCACUUUGCGCUGACGACGCGCGACAGCAGCAUCUAUCUGGUGAUUGUGCAUCUGGCGCUGGAUCGCGAGUCCACCGCCAAUUACACGCUGAGUGUGGUGGCCACCGACAAGGGCACACCGCCGCUGCAUGCCUCCAAGUCGAUCUUCCUGCGCAUCACCGACGUCAACGACAAUCCGCCCGAGUUCGAGCAGGAGCUCUACCACGCCAAUGUCAUGGAGGUGGCCGAUCCGGGCACCUCGGUGCUGCAGGUUCUCGCCCACGACCGCGACGAGGGUCUGAACUCGGCGCUCAGCUAUGCGCUGGCCGAGACGCCCGAAACGCAUGCCCAGUGGUUCCAGAUCGAUGCGCAGACGGGGCUGAUCACCACCCGAUCGCACAUCGAUUGCGAAACGGAGCCGGUGCCGCAGCUGACGGUGAUAGCCCGGGAUGGGGGCCAGCCGGCGCUCUCCUCGACGGCCACUGUGCUGGUGACCAUACACGAUGUCAACGACAACGAACCGAUCUUCGAUCAGAGCUUCUACAACGUGUCCGUUGCCGAGAACGAGCCCGUCGGCAGGUGCAUACUCAAGGUCUCUGCCAGUGAUCCGGACUGCGGUGUAAAUGCCAUGGUCAACUACACGCUGGGCGAGGGCUUCAAGCACCUGACGGAGUUCGAGGUGCGCUCCGCCUCCGGCGAGAUUUGCAUUGCCGGCGAGCUGGACUUUGAGCGGCGCAGCAGCUACGAGUUUCCCGUGCUGGCCACCGAUCGUGGCGGCCUCAGCACCACGGCCAUGAUCAAGAUGCAGCUGACGGACGUCAACGACAAUCGGCCGGUGUUCUAUCCGCGCGAGUACAAUGUCUCGCUGAAGGAGUCGCCGCCGACGACACAGGCUGCCCCGGCCGCAGCCGCAGCCGCAGCGGCAGCGGCAGCUGUGAGCAUACCCGUGGUGGCGGUGGUGGCCACCGAUGCGGAUUCGGGCAGCUUUGGCCAGGUGUCGUACCGCAUUGUGGCGGGCAAUGAGGCGGGCAUCUUUCGCAUCGAUCGCUCCUCUGGGGAGAUAUUCGUGACGCGGCCGGACUCGCUGUCCGUGCGCACCCAGCCGAUGCACAUGCUCAACAUCUCGGCCACCGACGGCGGCGGUCUGCGCACCAGCCACGAUGCCGUCGUCUUUCUCAGCAUCAUCGAUGCCCAGCAACGGCCGCCGAUUUUCGAGAAGGCCCGCUACAACUACUACGUCAAGGAGGAUAUUCCGCGCGGCACCGUUGUCGGCUCUGUGAUAGCCACAAGCGGCGAUACUGCCCAGCGGAGUCCCGUGCGUUACUCGAUCUACUCUGGCGACCCGGACGGCUACUUCAGCAUCGAGGGCAGCUCCGGCAACAUACGCAUUGCCCGUCCGCUGGAUCACGAGGCCAAGGCACAGGUGCUGCUCAACAUCCAGGCGACGCUGGGCGAGCCGCCCGUCUACGGGCACACCCAGGUGAACAUCGAGGUGGAGGACGUCAACGACAAUGCGCCGGAGUUCGAGGCGAGUCUGGUGCGCAUUUCGGUGCCGGAGAAUGCCGAUCUGGGCACGCCCCUCUACGCUGCACACGCCCACGACAAGGAUGCGGGCAGCAGCGGCCAGGUGACCUACAGCCUACAGUCGCCCGAGAAGCAGCAGCAGCUCUUUGCCAUCGAUGCGCGCUCGGGGCAUCUGGUGCUGUCGCAGCAUCUGGACUACGAGACCGCGCAGCGUCACGCGCUGAUUGUCACCGCCAGCGAUGGUGGCGUGCCGCCGCUGGCCACCAAUCUGACCAUUCUGGUGGAUGUGCAGGAUGUCAACGACAAUCCGCCCGUGUUCGAGCGCGACGAGUACGCCGUAAAUGUGUCCGAAUCGCGCGCCGUAAACUCUCAGAUCGUUCAGGUGAAUGCCACAGAUCUGGACACGGGCAACAAUGCCCGGAUUACGUAUCGCAUUGUGGAUGCCGGCGCGGACAAUGCCACAGCCACAGCCACUUCGGGUGGUGCUGCCUCCGCCUCCGAUGUGGCCCUGCAUUUUGGCAUCUUUCCCAACUCUGGCUGGAUCUACUUGAGAGCGCCCCUGGAUCGGGAGACGCGCGAUCGCUACCAGCUCAUCAUCCUGGCCACGGACAAUGGCACACCGGCGGCCCAUGCCAGGACACGCGUUGUGGUCCGUGUGCUGGAUGCCAACGACAAUGAUCCGCGCUUCCAGCGCGCCCAGUAUGAGUUCAGCAUCGAGGAGAAUCUGCGCCGCGGCUCGGUUGUGGGUGUGGUGGCGGCCAGGGAUCUGGAUGUGGGCGAGAACGCUGCCGUGCGCUACAGCCUGCUGCCGGCCAACAGCAGCUUCCAGGUGCAUCCCGUCACAGGUGAAAUCUCGACGCGGGAGCCGCUCGAUCGGGAGCUGCGUGCGCUGUACGAUCUGGUGGUGGAGGCGCGCGACCAGGGCACGCCCAUGCGCAGUGCCCGUGUGCCGGUGCGCGUGCACGUCAGCGAUGUGAACGACAAUGCGCCGGAGAUAGCCGAUCCCCAGGAGGAUGUGGUCAGUGUGCGCGAGGAGCAGCCACCCGGCACGGAGGUGGUGCGCAUCCGGGCCACUGACCGUGAUCACGGCCAGAAUGCAUCCAUCAACUACUCGAUCGUGAAGGGUCGCGACUCGGACGGUCACGGCCUGUUCAGCAUUGAUGCCGCCACGGGCGUCAUUCGCACCCGCGUUGUCCUCGAUCACGAGGAGCGCAGCAUCUAUCGGCUGGGUGUGGCUGCCACCGAUGGCGGCCAGCCGCCCAAAGAGACGCUGCGAAUGCUGCGCGUCGAGGUGCUCGAUCUCAACGACAAUCGGCCGACAUUCACCAGCUCCAGCCUGGUCUUCAGGGUACGAGAGGACGCCAAUGUGGGCCAUGUGGUGGGCUCCAUAACGCCCAGCGAGCGGCUGCUGCUGCUGGACAACGACAACGACAACAACAACAACAGUGUGGAGGACUCGAAUUCGUCGGAUGAUGAGCUGCGUGUGACAUACACACUGAAUCCGCUCACCAAGGACCUCAUCGAGGGCGCCUUCGACAUUGAUCGGCACACGGGCAAUCUGGUGGUGUCGCGCCUGCUGGAUCGCGAGCUGCAGUCCGAGUUUCGGCUGGAGAUACGCGCCCUGGACACAACGGCCAGCAACAAUCCGCAGAGCAGCGCCAUUACCGUCAAGAUCGAGGUGGCCGAUGUCAACGACAAUGCCCCCCACUGGCCGCAGGACCCCAUCGAUGUGCGGGUGAGCGAAGCGACGCCCCCGGGCGCCAUUGUGCACAACUUUACGGCCAGCGAUGCGGACACGGGCACCAACGGGGAGCUGCAGUACCGCCUGCUGCGCUACUAUCCGCUGAUGAACGAGACCCAGGAGCUGGCGCUGCCCGUCUUUGCGCUGGACUCGCUCACCGGCUCGCUCAGCCUGCAGGCGCCGCUGGACUUUGAGGCCGUGCCCGAGUACCUGCUGAUUGUCCAGGCCCUGGAUCAGUCCUCCAAUGUCAGCGAACGCCUGCAAACGUCGGUCACGGUGCGCCUGCGCGUCCUCGAUGUCAACGACAAUGCCCCAGAGUUUGUGUCGCCCGGCACAAGGGGCGGCAGCGCCGCCUCCAUCUACCUGAGCGAUGCCACGCGCAUUGGCGAAACGGUGGCGCACAUUGUGGCGCUGGACCGCGAUGCCGGCGAGAACGGACGCCUCACCUACGACAUUGAGCGCGGCAAUGGGGAGGGACGCUUUCGCAUUAGCCCAGCGACGGGUGUGAUAGAGUUAGUUAAGUCCCUGCCGCCUGCCACCGAGGAUGUGGACAAGAAUGGACGCUUCACGCUGCUGAUCAGUGCCAGCGAUCACGGGCUGCCGGAGCCAAAGAGGAGCACACUCAGCCUGCAGCUGCUCGUCCAGGGCAGCCACAACAAUCCGCCGCGCUUCCUGCAGGCCGUCUAUCGUGCCACCAUACUGGAGAAUGUGCCCAGUGGCAGCUUUGUGCUGCAGGUCAGCGCAAAGUCCUUCCAUGGUGGUGAAAAUGCAAAUCUGAGCUACGAAAUUCCCUCGGGCAUUGCCGACGAUCGCUUUCACGUGGACUGGCAGCGUGGCAUUGUGACCACGCGCGGAGCCUUCGAUCGUGAGACACAGAGCAGCUACAUCCUGCCCAUCUACGUGCGUGAUGCCAAUCGACUGGCCAGCGCCGCCGCCUCCGCCUCGGCAGCCGCUGUGCGCAAGCAGCGAUCCUCAGAGAGCGGUGCCGCGGAGAGCAACAGCGGCCAGCACUUCGAUGUGGCCACCGUGAUCAUAACGAUUGGCGACGUCAACGACAAUGCGCCCGAGUUUCGUGCGGGCUCUUGCUACGGUCUCUCGGUGCCAGAGAACAGCGAGGCGGGCGUCAUCCAUACGGUGGUGGCCAGCGAUGUGGACGAGGGCGCCAAUGCGGACAUCAUCUACAGCAUCACAGGCGGCAAUCUGGGCAACAAGUUCAGCAUCGAUGCCCGCUCGGGGGAGCUGAGUUGUCGCCCGCUCGAUCGGGAGCAGCACUCCCGCUACACGCUCCAGGUGCAGGCCUCGGACCGCGGUCAGCCCAACAGUCGCCAGGGACACUGCAACAUCACCGUUCUGGUGGAGGACCAAAACGACAAUGCUCCGCGCUUCGAGCUGGCCAAGUAUGUGGCAAGCGUCGCGGAAGAUGCGCCCAUUGGGGCGAGCGUCGUGCGGAUCAAGGCCACCGAUGCGGAUCUGGGCGUCAAUGCGCGUCUGGUUUAUUCGUUGGCCAAUGAGACACAAUGGCAGUUCGCCAUCGACAGCAAGAGCGGCCUCAUUACGACCGUUGGCAAACUCGAUCGCGAGCUUCAGUCGAGCUACAGCUUCAUGGUGCUGGCCACCGAUGGCGGGCGCUACGAGGUCCGAGCCGCCCGUGUGCCCGUGCAGAUCAAUGUCCUGGAUGUGAACGACAAUCAUCCGGUGUUCGAGCGUUAUCCCUAUAUCGGCCAGGUGCCCGCCCUGAUCCAGCCGGGCCAGACGCUGCUCAAAGUGCAGGCCCACGAUGCCGAUCAGGGCCUCAACGGGGAGCUGCUGUACUCGCUCAAAGCGGAGGCUGGAGGCAAGUUUCGCAUUAAUCCCAAUACGGGCGCAUUGAGUGCCAGCCAGAGCUUGGCCAGCGAAUCGGGCCGACUGCUGCAGCUGGAGGUGAUCGCCAGGGACAAGGGAAAUCCCCCACAGAGCAGUGUCGGACUGAUCGAGCUGCUGGUGGGCGAGGCGCCACCGGGUGCGCCCGUGCUGCGCUUCCAGAACGAGACCUACAGAGUGAAGCUGCGCGAGAACUCCCCAACGGGCAGCAGACUCCUCCAAGUGGUGGCCGUGCGCAGCGAUGGACGCCGCCAGAAGGUGCAGUUCUCCUUUGGCGCUGGCAACGAUGAGGGCAUCUUCUCGCUGGACGCCGCCUCGGGCGAGAUUCGUGUGGCCAAUCCCGCGCUGCUCGACUACGAUCGCUUUGCCACGCCCACACUGGCGGCCCUGAGUCGCGGCCGGGCCAUGCACUACGAGCAGUUGGUGACAGAGGAUCCCUCUGCGGCCGCAGAGGAUCGCAAUGGCACACGCAGUCAGCGCGCCCUGGCCGCCACAUCCUUUGCCCUCGCCAGCACCCAGCCGAAUGAACUGCGCCUCGUUAUCGCAGCGCGCAGCGCGGAUGGGCCCCUCCUGGCCAGCUACGCGGAGCUCAUUGUCGAGCUGGAGGACGAGAACGACAACAGUCCGCAGUUCUCGCAGCGUCAGUUCGUGGCCACCGUCGCCGAGGGCAACAGCAAGGGCACCUUCGUGGCCCAGGUGCAGGCCUUCGAUGCCGAUGCGGGCGCCAAUGCCCGCCUGCGGUACCACAUCGUCGAUGGCAACCACGACAACGCCUUCGUCAUCGAGCCCGCCUUCAGUGGCAUCGUCAAGACGAACAUCGUCCUCGAUCGCGAGAUUCGUGAUGUCUACAGCCUGAAGAUCAUCGCCACGGACGAGGGCGUGCCCCAAAUGACGGGCACCGCCACCAUUCGGGUGCAGAUCGUCGAUGUCAACGACAAUCAGCCCACGUUUCCGCCCAAUAACCUAGUGAGCGUCAGCGAAGCAACCGAACUCGGCGCCGUGAUAGCUUCCAUCUCUGCCAACGACGUGGACACUCAUCCCACGCUGACGUACCGCCUGGUCAGUGACUCCUCGGUGGAUGACGAGAGCCUCACGCUCUUCGCCCUGGAUCGCUACAGCGGGAAGCUGGUGCUGCGGCGGCGCCUGGACUACGAACAGCAGCAGGAGUACCAGCUGGAGGUGAUUGCCUCCGAUGCGGCGCACGAGGCAAGAACCACGCUGACGGUCCGCGUGAACGAUGAGAACGACAAUGCGCCGAUAUUCCUGGCCCAGCAGCCGCCCGCCUACUUUGCCAUUCUGCCCGCCGUGGCCGAGGUGGCCGACAGUCUGUCGCUGGACCUGGAGCUGCUCUCGGUGAAUGCCACGGAUGCGGAUGCCGAGGGCAGCAACUCCAGGAUACAGUACUCCAUCGAACCACCCAUCGAGGGAUUCUCGGUGGCUGCUGCCAGUGGUGUGGUGUCUGUGAACAUGAGUCGCCUGCCGCUGCCCGAAUCCGCGAGCGGGGAUUACUUUGUGCGCAUUCUGGCCCGAGAUGGCGGCAAACUUCCGCUGACUGGGGCAACGCUGCUCCGAGUGCAGGCCAGCGACAGUGGCGCGGCGCGUUCACAGUUCCAGCAGACGCAGUAUCGCGCACAGAUCAGCGAGGCGGCGCCUCUGGGUGCCGUGGUGCUGCAACUCGCGCAGGAUGUGCAGGAUCAGGCGUUUGUCAUUGCGGCCGGCAACGAGGAGGCCGCCUUCGAGCUUCGCCAAUCGAAGGCGAUUGUGCUGGUGAAGCCGCUCGAUCGCGAGCGCAACGAUCUGUACAGGCUGCGUCUGCUGGUCAACAGAGGGACAGCCGGAGCCACAGCCCCAGCCAAUUCAAGCGCUGGCAUCACCGUAGUGAUCACUGUGCUGGAUGCCAAUGACAAUUUCCCGAUCUUCGAUCGCAGCGCCAAGUACGAGGCGGAGAUCAGCGAGCUGGCGCCGCUGCGCUACUCCAUUGCCCAGCUGGUGGCCCUGGAUGCCGACCAGGAGAACUCGCCCAACUCCGAGGUGGUCUACGACAUCACCUCGGGCAACGACGAGCACAUGUUCACCAUCGAUCUGGUGUCGGGCGUGCUGUUCGUGAACAAUCGCCUGGACUACGACAGCGGCGCCAGCAGCUAUGAGCUGAUCAUACGCGCCUGCGACAGCCACCAUCCGCGUCCGCUCUGCAGCCUGCAGCCCUUCCACCUGGCGCUGCACGACGAGAACGACAACGCGCCCAGGUUCCCGCUCUCGGAGUACGUUCACUUCGUCGCGGAGAACGAGCCGCUGGGCAGCAGCGUGUUCCGGGCGCAUGCCAGCGACCUGGACCGCGGUCCCUUUGGCGCCCUCAACUACAGCCUGGCCGCCGCUGCCGGCGAUGACAGCUCCUGGAAGCUGUUCCGCGUGGAUUCGCAGUCGGGCCUGGUCACCGCGACGGCUGUCUUCGAUUAUGAGCAGCGUCAGCGCUACGACAUGGAGCUGCGGGCCAGCGACAUGGGCGGCAAGGCGGCACGCGUCGCCGUGCGCGUCGAGAUCGAGUCGCGGGAUGAGUUUGCGCCGCAGUUCUCGGAGCGCACGUACCGCUUUGUGCUGCCCGCCGCGGCCGCUUUGCCGCAAGGCUUCGUGGUGGGGCAGGUCACGGCCACGGAUGCGGACAGUGGACCCGACGGACGUGUCGUCUACCAGCUGAGUGCGCCGCACACCCACUUCAAGGUGAAUCGCAGCAGUGGCGCGGUGCUGGUCAAGCGCAAGCUGAAGCUCGACGACGACGCCGCCAGUCUGGGCGCACACGACGGGCGCGACAUCAGCCUCGUGAUAUCCGCGUCCUCGGGCCGACAGAACUCGCUGACGGCCAUGGCCGUGGUGGAGAUUGCCCUGGAUCCGCUGGCACAUCCGGGCACGAAUCUGGCCAGUUCGGGCAUCAAUGGCGGCGGCUCUGGCGGCGGCUCUGGCGGCGGCGGCGGCACCAUGGGCGACUGGGCCAUUGGCUUGCUGAUCGCCUUCCUGCUGGUGCUCUGCGCCGCCGCUGGCAUCUUCCUCUUUGUGCACAUGCGCAGCCGCAAGCCGCGGAAUGUCGUCAAGCCCCACCUCAGCACGGAGACGGUGGGCGUGGGCAAUUCCAACAGCUACGUGGAUCCCAGCGCCUUCGACACGAUACCCAUACGGGGCGGCAUCUCCGGCGGUGCGGCUGGAGGCGCCUCCGGACAGUUUGCGCCGCCGAAAUACGACGAGAUACCGCCCUUUGGCCCGCAUGCGGGCAGUUCCGGUGCGGCCACCACCUCGGAGCUAUCCGGCUCCGAGCAGUCGGGCUCCAGUGGCCGCGGCUCGGCCGAGGAUGAUGGCGAGGACGAGGAGAUUCGCAUGAUCAACGAGGGACCGCUGCAUCAGCGCGGCGGCGGCGGCGGCGGUGGCGGCGGUGGUGCGGGUGGCAGCGAUGACGGUCGCAUCUCGGACAUCUCCGUGCAGAAUACACAGGAGUAUCUGGCGCGUCUGGGCAUCGUGGAUCACGAUCCGAGCGGCAGUGGCGGCGGCGGCGGUGGCGCCUCCAGCAUGGCCGGCAGCAGCCACCCCAUGCCGAUGCCAAUGCCCAUGACCAUGCCCAUGGUGGACUCGCUGCACAUGUUCCACGACGAGGAUGCGGCCACCGCCCGCUCGGACAUCACGAAUCUCAUCUACGCGAAGCUCAACGACGUCGCCGGCGGCAAUGGAGGCGGCGUCGGCGGCGGCGGCGGCAGCGGCUCCGAACGUGGCAGCAGUGCCGAUGAUGCGGCAACGACGGCGGGCAGCAUUGGCACCAUGGGCACGGGGCCCAUCACCGGCCACGGCCACGGCACGGCCAUGAUGGGCAGCUACGGCGAGGUGCCGGUGCCCGUGCCCGUUGUGGUGGGCGGCAGCAAUGUGGGCGGAUCCCUCAGCUCGAUUGUGCACAGCGAGGAGGAGCUGACGGGCAGCUACAACUGGGACUAUCUGCUCGAUUGGGGGCCGCAGUACCAGCCGCUGGCGCACGUCUUCUCGGAGAUAGCGCGGCUCAAGGACGACACCAUGUCGGAGCACAGCGGCCACAGUGGCCACAGCGGCAGUGGCGCCUCCUCGUCCGCCAAGAGCAAGCACUCCUCCUCGCACUCGUCGGCGGGGGCGGGCAGUGUGGUGCUGAAACCGCCGCCACCGCCCACCCACAUUCCACCGCCGCUGCUCACGAGUGUGGCGCCACGCGCCAUCAAUCUGCCGAUGCGUCUGCCGCCGCACUUGAGCAUGGCCGGGGGCCUGCCCCGCUCGCCCAUUGGGCACGAGGCCAGCGGCAGCUUCAGCACCUCCUCGGCCAUGUCGCCCUCGUUCUCGCCAUCGCUCUCGCCGCUGGCCACACGCUCGCCCUCCAUCUCGCCGCUGGGCAGCGGUCCGCCCACCCACCUGCCACACGUGUCGCUGCCCCGCCAUGGCCAUGCACCGCCGCCACAGCCCACGCAGCGGGGCAAUGUGGGCACAAGGAUGUGAUAGGAGGAGCAGAGAAGGAUUCCAGUCCUGAGCAGCGCUGUGCAUGCAUCAUAGUAUUACUUGCACCCCCACCACCCCAUCCACCAUCCACGCACACACACAGACACAUUCACCCUUGCACACACACACACACACACACAUUAAUGUUGUAUAUAUACUGAUAUGAUAGAUAGGCACGAUAUCCCAUAUACAUAAUAAAUACGAUAGAUGUAAUUACACUCGGAAAAAGUUAGAACUGAUUUUCAAGCAGAGUCUCCAGCAGAUUGGGGGAUUUUUAAAUUUAUGCAUCUGUUUAAAUUUUUAA